UGUGGUGGUAUGAAACUGUCACUAUUAAUUCAUUAUAGCAAAAACAAUGAGCUCAUGUAUAUUUGUAGUUCUGUUGACUUUAAGGAUACUUCCUCACAAAGAUUCUGUGUCACUGGGAAACAGCUUCAGAGGUCUGCAGUGCUGGAAUGCCAGACUCAGUUGGAGAACAGUGAAGAAUUCUACAAUGCUUGGCUUAUUGGUUUUAGAAGCGUCAUCGUUCCAUUUCCCUAACUGAGGGAACACUUCAUUGCUCUUCUUAGCAUUCAAGUCCUUAUAAGGGGAAUCCUAGCAUUUUGUGAGUCUUCCAGACAAAAUGAACAAGGAAUUUGUCAUUUUGUCCCUUCUGUGUAGUAAGGGAUCAGCCAAAAUGCAAAGCAUUGGUCUUUUUGUUCUCGCUCGCUCUCGCUCUCAUAUGAAGUAGUAAGAAGGGAUUUUAGUUUGUGCAAAAUCUGCAAGAUGGAUCAGGAAUUUUCCUUCCUUCUUAGAAUUUCAAGUCAGCAGAAGUGAAGACAAUCACAGAUGGCCUUCAAAGUACAUCUGAGGAUUUGGGGAAUGAAAACAGUAGUGACAGGGAUGUAUAACUUUUCUCAGUUGUACAUUGUUGUGCUUAGACUGGACUGUAAGAAAAAAAUCAUUAUACACAGAUUAUUAAAGUAUGAAUGUAUGUUUAUAGGUGGCCUCCUGUAUGCAGUUAAUGGGAAGCCUUACCCUGGAGAUAGGGAGCCAGUGCAAGCAUUCGUGAUGAACUUUUCAACUGGAGAAAUCAUUGACACUUUCAUUCCACUUAGAAAGAAUUUUGAGAUGCCACAUGACAUUGUUGCUUCAGAAGGCAGAACAGUAUAUGUUGGAGAUGCUCAUGCCAACACAGUGUGGAAAUUCACAUCCACAGAAAAAAUGGAACAUCGGUCUGUUAAAAAGGCUGGGAUUGAAAUACAAGAAAUAAAAGCAGAGGCAAUUAUAGAAGGCACACUGAUAAAGAAACCCACAUCAAAAGAAUUGUUAAAGAAAGAAGAAAGGCAUCAAGUUGUCCAGCAGGCUAGCAGUUCCGUUUCUUUUGUUCUUAUUACAACACUUCUAACUAUUCCAAUAGUUGUCCUCUUGACAAUUGCCAUAUUUAUUUGGUGGAGAAAGACAAGAAUCUAUGGAGCUGAUGCUGAUCAUAAGUUUGAUUCAAGCUCAGGUAGAAUUCUGGGCAGAUUUAGAGGAAAAGGAAGCGGAGGCCUCAAUCUUGGGAAUUUCUUUGCCAGCCGUGCAGGCUACAGUCGAAAAGGGUUUGACAGACUUAGUACCGAAGGGAGCGAUCAGGAAAAAGAAGAGGAUGCCACAGAUUCAGAAGAGGAAGAUCCCAUUCCUCAGCCUCCAGCGAUACCCUCAUCUUCUUCCUGAAACUGGCCUUUGAUUGCUACACUGUCUGAGUCUACAAAGAUUGCCAGAUUUAGCACGUUUUAAGAUUUUACGUAUUUAAUUGUAAACUGUACUAGUCCUUUGUGAGGCUGUACACAGUUUUAUUUUUGUUUCUGUUUUUCCCUUCCCUCCCCUUUUGCUUCAGUUCAGUUUUGGAGUGUGAGCAUUUCAUAUCAGUGCCAUUGUUUUAUGUGAACCUUUUAAUAAAGCAGGGCAAUCCCACUUUAAUUGCAGUAAUGCUUUUAAAAUAGUAAUAUUUGCUCAUUUCAGUUAGGGACCUUCUCUAUAUUUGUAAAUAAGUCCCAGCCUCAGCUUUAAAAAUACUUUUGGUUUUCAGUUUUUCUUUGGUGCCUUUUCACUUUCGAUGCCCUUAAUCUAUCACAGAACAGAGAGGAUACAGUGCCACAUGAAGCAGAGCCACUAAAUCCCCUAUUUUUUAAGAAAAUCACUAGUAUUCUGUUACUUUAAGGGAAAGAUUUUAAAAGUCUCUAUUUAUAAUUGGGCUUUUUUUCCUCCUCCUCCUUCUUGCUCAGACUUUGUGUGUUUCCAGGAUGUCUUAUUUUUAGAUGGCUACACUGUUAGAACACUAUUUUCAGAAGCUGAAUGUAACUUGUGUAAUAAAGUGUUCGCAGAGCAUUAGCUGUCAAAGUGGAAUUUUUAACUUUGGGGUGAAGGGGAACUGGCUUUGGAAACAGCCCUGUUAAACCACCACCAAUCCCCAAAGAAGGGACAAAGCAGCUUAACAAAACACACCAACUGAAAAGACGACUCAAGGGUUAUUUUGUAUGAAAGAAGAUGCUUUGUUAAGGAGUGCUUUUUUAAAGAGAAAAAAAACAAAUCAAAAAGUUAAAAUUUCAUUACCUGUAUAAAUCCAUGCUGUUGGGUUUUUUUUUUUAAAGAAAAAAAAAUCUGGCCUGUAUAUCGAAACUCCAGGGCACAUACCAAAAUAAAACAUUGCUGGAACUAACAGGAAACCUGUGUGUCAACUUGCAU
Molecule: messenger RNA, 2397 nt
Organism: Python bivittatus (Burmese python)
Lineage: Eukaryota; Metazoa; Chordata; Lepidosauria; Squamata; Pythonidae
Source: RefSeq, a predicted model, not a curated record